AUGGAGAUCAUUUGGCAUGGUACUAAGAGGGAUGGGUUAUAUUAUAUUGAUGAUGUUGCACCAAGAAGGGUUCAUCAGGUUUCUCUCCACGACAAAAAAGAUAUUGGUGUUAUCAUCCAUCUUCUCGGGGAGACGAAUAGUAAUCAAUCGGAAGAACACAUUUGGUUUGAGAUCAAAAUGGGAGAAGGAACUACAACAACCGAUGAUGAAAUCGGUACUGAAAUCAGCUUCCUAGCCUAG
Molecule: messenger RNA, 240 nt
Organism: Prunus armeniaca (apricot)
Lineage: Eukaryota; Viridiplantae; Streptophyta; Magnoliopsida; Rosales; Rosaceae
Source: the annotation of a GenBank genome assembly